AUGGCCGCUCCCACUUACACUCUCGCCGAGGGCGUCCCCUACGCGGAUCCGACAACCGCUCAGCACUUUGGCGGCAACUCAAUCAAGGGUCUGAUGCUGCUGCAAGACACGCAGCUGAUCGAGACUCUGGCGCACUUCAGCCGCGAGCGCAUCCCGGAACGUGUUGUCCACGCCCGAGCUGCCGGGGCCUUUGGCGAGUUCGAGGUUACCCAUGAUGUAUCUCAGCACACGUCCGCCAAGUUCCUCAGUGGCAUCGGGACGAAGUCAAAGGUUCUCCUUCGGGUGUCAACCGUUGGGCCCGAGCGAGGAAGCGCCGACACCGUGCGUGACGUUCGGGGUUGGGGCAUGAAGAUAUUCACGGAAGAGGGCAACCAGGAUUGGGUCUUCAACGAUAUUGUAAGCCGACAGCCCUUCUUCAGUCUCCUGAAGGUGAAACUGAUUAGACAGCCUGUGUUCUUCGUCCGUGACCCGAUCAAGUUUCCGUCUCUCAACCGUUCGCACAAGAGGAACCCACGCACAAACGUGACAGAUGCAACCAUGGCUGACCAUUCUAGUUUCCACAACAACAACCAGGAGGGUAUUCAUGCCCUCAUGCAUCUCUUUAGCGGCCGAGGCACCCCCAAGAGUAUCAGACACCUGAACUCUUACAGCGGACACACGUAUAAGCUUACGAAGGACGACGGCACAUUCCACUAUGUAAAAAUUCACAUCAAAACAAACCAGGGCGUCCAAAACUUGUCGCAAGACGAGGCGGUCAGGCUUGCCGGCGAGAACCCAGACUACCAUACCGCUGACCUAUACGGAGCUAUCGAAGCGGGCGACUUCCCUUCGUGGACAGUGUUCUUUCAGAUCAUGGAGCCCCAGGAUGCAGAGAAAUAUCGCUGGAACAUCUUUGACAUGACCAAAGUCUGGCCGCACUCCGACUACCCUCUAAUCCCUGUGGGCAAGCUCACACUCAACAAGAACCCUUCGAACUACUUUGCCGACAUUGAGCAGGCCGCAUUCUCCCCGUCCAACAUGGUCCGUGGAUUUGCGCCCUCUGCAGACCCCAUGCUCCAGGCCCGCAUGUUCGCUUACAACGACGCCGCCCGCUACCGACUCGGAGUCAACUACCAGCAGCUUCCCUGUAACCGGGCGGUAUCCCCCGUCUACUGCCCCUAUCAGCGAGACGGCUUCAUGACCUUUGGCGACAACUACGGAGCCGACCCGAACUACGUGCGGUCUGACUUGAAGCCGGUCAACUACGUCGGCAGUCAUGGCGCGAGCGGCUACGCAAUUGGUGGCCACGAGGACUGGGUGGGACACGUAUGCGGUUUCACCUCGGAAGUUGUCGACGACGACUUCGCGCAGGCUCGAGCCUUUUGGGAAGUCCUCGGCAAGCAGCCGGGAGAACAGGAGGCGCUGGUGCACAACGUCGCCCAGCACAUGGGUGGUGCAGCUCCAGCGGUGCACGAGAAAGCUUUCGGAAUUUUCGCCAGAGUUGAUCAGGACCUCGGGGAGAGAAUUCGUGCCGCGGUUCUCGGAGCCAAGCUGCGUUGA
Colletotrichum higginsianum IMI 349063 is the source of this 1539-nucleotide messenger RNA. RefSeq names its product Catalase. Gene Ontology annotation, cellular component: peroxisome; cytoplasm; mitochondrion. Bases 1 to 1539 code for a protein of 512 amino acids. The transcript has 6 exons. Gene Ontology annotation, biological process: hydrogen peroxide catabolic process; response to hydrogen peroxide. The record is from RefSeq and is a predicted model, not a curated record. Gene Ontology annotation, molecular function: heme binding; catalase activity. Lineage: Eukaryota; Fungi; Ascomycota; Sordariomycetes; Glomerellales; Glomerellaceae.